This is a messenger RNA of Notothenia coriiceps (black rockcod), 2268 nucleotides long. RefSeq names its product noggin 2 (gene nog2). The coding region runs from base 944 to 1576 and encodes 210 amino acids. NCBI's taxonomy places the organism in Eukaryota, Metazoa, Chordata, Actinopteri, Perciformes, Nototheniidae. Gene Ontology annotation, biological process: osteoblast differentiation; negative regulation of BMP signaling pathway; negative regulation of cell differentiation. The record is from RefSeq and is a predicted model, not a curated record. The transcript is spliced from 2 exons.
ACAGACACACUCACACACAGUGUGCCUAAGCAAAGAAACGCUCCAGCGCCAAGUCUCUCAGACUCCUGAAGUAGGAGCGACUCAGUAGGAGCUUCUGUAGUUAUCAAAGGAGGAGAGACGCUCCCUCAGGAAUUGACCGCUUGCAUCGACCGGGCAAAAAGGCUCCAGGUUUUUUGGACUGUCUCGUUAUGCAGCGAUUUUGGGAUCUGGAGCUUUUCUGAAGGGAUUCAGCAAUGCCACAGUGAAAGGAACUCUGAACUCACAACGUGUACUGGCUUUCUGCAGUUUGCAUUUGAUAUGCACUGACACGCUGCUUUUUUCAGCGUCUCUUUUUCUGUGGGAAUACACCAGACUGUUAUGUUAGUAACUGCUCUGCGAUUUGGAACAUCCUCUGGAAAGAUACUUGGCUGUUAUUUCAUAAAUUGAGAUUGCAUCCCACUGCUGCGCAUUUUUCUCCAAGUGUUUGGACAUUUUCAGAGAGGUGCACAGAUCCACGGCUGGAAUACCACAGGGCUGCACACAGCGUUUCCUCAGUGUAUGGAUUGUGCGCGCUGGGACCUUGUCAAACCUGAGAGCGUCAGGCGACGUUAAGAGAAGCCACGUUUAUAAAAGCCGUGCGUAAAAAUAACAUUGGCCAAGGCAGCCCUCAUUGCCGGGUGCGUGACAUUUAAAACUCGGUGAAGUACUCUUUUGUGCGACCCUUCUCUCCCGGGACGCUGCGGAUCUAUUCUGCCUCUUUAGAAAACACUUCAUCCCAUGCAGCUCUCGCCUCGGCCGCUGUCAUCCAGUGCAGACAGUUCGUCGUGGCUUCGAGUCCCCGGGGUAACCAUGACAACCGAAAGAAACCCAAAGUGAAUCCAAGGGAGCGGGAAAACACAGUGACCGGGAAAAGAUUUGACUUUAAUCUACGCGAGAAGAACCGGUGUGUAAAACCAGAGGAAUAAUGGGCCUCUCACACACGCUGCUCGUGUACGUGCUGGUGUGCGUCCACCUUGGAGUUUCACAGCAUUUCCUUCGCCUCCGUCCAUCGCCCAGUGAUCACCUCCCAGUGCCCGACCUCAAAGAGGACCCCGACCCGGAGUAUGACCCCCGGGAGCAGGACUUGGUGGAGAGGACUCUGCGGAAAAAGCUCGGCAGUAACUUUGACUCCAACUUCAUGUCGAUAACCUCGCCCAUGGUGAACAUCUCCACGACAGACAUGCAGGGGAAGCUGCCGGGGUCCAUGCCUCCCGAGAUUAAAAACAUUGACCUCACGAGGACCCCCUAUGGAAAGAGGGUUAAAGUGGGCAAGAAAGCCCGUAGGAAAUUUCUGCAGUGGCUGUGGACCUAUACGCACUGCCCAGUGGUGCACACCUGGAAGGAUUUGGGCGUGAGGUUCUGGCCACGUUACAUCAAGGAGGGAAACUGUUUCUCUGAGCGCUCGUGCUCCUUCCCCGAGGGGAUGUCUUGCAAACCCGUCAGGUCAAUCAACAAGAUUUUCCUCCGGUGGUAUUGUCAAGGGUUUCUAAGACAGAAAUACUGUACGUGGAUACAGGUGCAAUACCCAAUCAUCUCAGAGUGCAAGUGUUCGUGCUGAUUCUCUCUAAGGAAGGAGUGGUGGUCGAGGGGGAGUGGACUGGAAAUACGGUUUCUAUUGCACUGUUAACUCUCUACAGAGGUGGGCACCAUAGCAGAUCUAUUUUUUUAUAUAGCAUUUUAAGUGAAAUACCAACAUUGUACAUAUUUAAGAAAAAUGCAGCUAUUUUUUCUAAUUGAACCAGGACCAUAUUUUAUUCUCAACCCUGAAACGUGUUUUUGGGGGGAACACGAGCACUUCAUAAGGAAGAGCUUUUUUUGAUAUUUUUUAUGAGACAUUGAAGAUGCAAUGCAUAUGCUACACUUCUCCAAGAGGUGAACUUUUUUCUUCAACUGAACAUUGAUGCUGACUGUUAUUUCACUGCAAUGCUGCCUAGAGUUUUUGUAUAAUAUUAAUAUCAAUAAUAAUUAAAUUGUAAAAAAAAAAGAAAAGUUGAGGUUAAAGAUAUAUAUUAAGGCGUGAACUCAGCUUUUUUUGGAAUACAUAGUAUUGUAGAAAUAAACAAAUCUGUAUGUUUUAUUUAUUAUUUUAACGAUUGUGAGUAUAGAGCAUAAGGAAAGAGAAUAGCAGAGUAUACCAGAAAAAAUAUGGGAGAUGUCUACUUGAAUAUUUCUAAAAAUAAAAAAAAAUCAAUAAAAUCAAUAAAAAAGUAAAACAUAUCGGUGUACAUGUUAUGUUUACACGUUUUAGCA